Messenger RNA from Acaulospora morrowiae, 219 nucleotides. The record is from the annotation of a GenBank genome assembly. Lineage: Eukaryota; Fungi; Glomeromycota; Glomeromycetes; Diversisporales; Acaulosporaceae.
AUGUUCUCGCGACAGGCAAUACCUAGAUCUCGUUAUCUUAUUCGGCAAUUUACAUUCAAGUCGUCUUCACAAAAACCCUUCAAUAGGUUCCAAACGGCAAAAUCGCUAUCUCCCAAGCGUCCUCGCGGCAUUUAUCACGAGGCUCAAGUUUCAAAUGCUGUCUCAGCAAGAAUAUUAUAUAUGCUCGGGGUCGUUGUAACAGGAAUAACUUAUUGGCAU